Messenger RNA from Fusarium coffeatum, 579 nucleotides. RefSeq lists its product as uncharacterized. Lineage: Eukaryota; Fungi; Ascomycota; Sordariomycetes; Hypocreales; Nectriaceae. The coding region runs from base 1 to 579 and encodes 192 amino acids. The transcript is spliced from 3 exons. The record is from RefSeq and is a predicted model, not a curated record.
AUGCCGACAUGGCAACACAACGAAAAGGAAAAGGCGGCCAUGUCGCACCCUCCUGCGCAUCUGCUUGAGAAGGGGUAUGAACCUCUUGACGCAGACAGAAUGGACCUACGAUGUAUUUUCGCCAACAGACUCAUGCCCGUCGCCUUCGCUCUACCAUGGAUUGCCAGCAUGUUAAUAUCCUGGAUUCCCUUUACCAAGAUUUCUUUAUUUGAGGCGCCCAACUUUCUCAUUCUCGCCGCGCUUAUCAGCACCAUCGAAGUUCUGAGCAUUAUCGCCGUCUUUAUCUACACGUCCCUCCGCUCCGAUACCGAGUCCCCCCUCAAGGAGAAGGUCUACCGAGCGUGGUUCUGGUUUCUAUUUAUUAGCCCUUUCAUUACUGGCACCAUGGUUGUUCUCAUGGCGAGCGACAUUUCUUGCGACCCCGAAGACGAUCUGGACAUGCAUCAGCCUAUCUGCCAGGUGGGAAUUCGUCUUAUCAAGGCCACUGCUUUGUGUCGCGCAGGCAUAAUCGCUACAUUCCUUUUCGCGACAUCAUCAUGGCUAGACCAGCGACCCAAGCGUCACGCUACUUAUCUGUAA